Molecule: messenger RNA, 1008 nt
Organism: Schistosoma turkestanicum
Lineage: Eukaryota; Metazoa; Platyhelminthes; Trematoda; Strigeidida; Schistosomatidae
Source: the annotation of a GenBank genome assembly
AUGAUACAUUAUUCCCUCAAAUGGUUGACGAUUAUUUCAAUUAUUAUCAAUGAUUAUCUAACAAUAAAUUUCAUCCAAUGUCAAGUUAAAAAGUCUCGUCCAAUGAAAAGAAUUUAUUUUAUCAUUGAUGAUUGUGAACAUACACUGCAAUUAGGCAAUUGGUGUAAAUGGUCAAGAUGGAGUAAAUGUGAACUAGCCACAUGUACACGACUACGUUAUCGUGAAUGUAAUUGUCCUAAACCGAAAGAAUGGACAAAAGCAACUGAAUGUAAAACAUUUAAACCACAAAAUGAUUACCGAGUAAAUGAUACAAUAAUUAAACACACUCGACAUAUUCGAUUAACAAGUACUACACAAAUAGAAUGUCAAAUACCUUUAAUUCAUGAAGGUGUUUACUAUCCGGAUUGUUUUAAAUAUCAACCAAAAUCAAAAACUAUGAAAUCUUCAUCAACUAAAUUAAAAUCUAAUUUAUAUUGUAAAUUAAAAAAUGACACAGAAUUUGAAUUAUGCGCAAAAAAUGUAAUGACUUUGGAAAUUCUAACAAACGGUAUAAGAGAAUAUGAUGUUGGUGCAUGUGCUAAUUGGUAUAAAAUACUCGGCUGGAGUAUGGAGAAUUUAUCAACCAAAUCAAAAUUAAUUUAUGAUUCAUCUAGUGAAUUAGGACGUCAAUGUUCAUUUGAAACAAAUGAAUAUUAUCCAUUUUGUACUUAUUAUACAUUUUAUUCAGAGCAUACAAGAAGUGAUUUUGGACGACUUAAUAAUCUUGCAUAUAACAUAGAUAAUUGCCGUUUCGCUUGUGCUAUUCAUCAAGAAUGUAAAGCAAUUGAAUUUCUCUACGGAAUACAUUGUAUACUGGCAUUUAAAUUUGACAAAUCAACACUGUCACAAUUAACUGGGACAAUUAUUGAAGUGAAACCGAAUCAAUGUCAUCCUAAAGUAAAAGAUAAAGAUUAUAUCUAUCCAUAUGGUACUGCUGUAUCGAUUUUGCAUGAUAAAUUCAAAAAAUAA